This is a messenger RNA of Clonostachys byssicola, 1329 nucleotides long. The record is from the annotation of a GenBank genome assembly. Lineage: Eukaryota; Fungi; Ascomycota; Sordariomycetes; Hypocreales; Bionectriaceae.
AUGCCACUAUCUAACACUCCGCCUGAAAUCGUCACCCAGAUUUUCAGUUGCCUCGAAACUCCUGACCUGGCCAAUCUUUGUCUGGUCAAUAAAAAUUUCCACCCUAUUGCAGAGUAUGCGCUCUACUCUGACAUCACUUUCAAAUGGGAUCAUAAUCAACGGCCUCGGAUCAUCGCUCUCCUGGAUACGCUUUUCCGGCGACCCGAACGUUUUGACUGGAUCAAGGCCCUCACAAUAGAUGGAAGCAAUCGUGCUGGGGAGAAGUACUUGGUGCCAUUGUUGGGAGCUCCGCGGGUUAUAUAUGUGAACGUCGUUCAAACGCUAAACACACCACUGACCGAGUGCUGGACGCGUGAGCUUAAGAAAGGCCGAAUGGACGCGUUUGCAGCCAUACUGAUCGCACAUACAACCAAAAUACGUCGCCUCACCGUCACUGGUCGUUAUAUCCGCUUUCCCGACCUCAUUGGUCCAGUCCUUGAUUUGAAACUAAGCGGCCAGCUACCGAAAUUUGAGCGCCUGAAUCUCGUCACUUAUCUUCGAGGUUAUGAUUCUUGGAGUUACCCUUUGUUGACUCGGUUCGAGGAGGGGAUGUGCCUCUUUCACAUGCCCACAGUCACGCACUUGGCAUGUCAUAUGGGUAGUCUCGACCGGGAGACUUGCAAACAGGUGCUGGGUAAGCCCGACCUUCGCAACCUGACUGUCCUAGUUAUAGAAGGAUCUAAUGCUGCCACCAUGUGUGAAAUACUGGCCCUGACUAAGAACCUGAAGUCACUUGCCUGGGCCUGGGAGUAUGCGGCUAGAACGACUGAUCCUGUGACGAAAAGUCUUGACCUUGACGAGAUCAUUACAGCUCUCUCACAUGUGAAAGAUACCUUAGAAAGUCUACAGCUCAGGAUCACCAUCCGCACGAACAAGGAGUAUGGAGGUAAAGUGAAAAUGAAGGUCAUGGGAUCAUUCAGCGGGCUUAGGGAAUUCAAUCGGAUCACCGAGCUCGAGGUGCCGUUGAUAUGUCUUACUGGGUCUGGGCAUCAACCUCAGCCUCUGGACCACUGCAUCCCAAGUGGCAUUAAGACGAUUUCUCUCUCAUGCGUAAUGUUGCUCAAUGAUGCACUUGCAUGGAACCCAAGUUAUUGGUGGUCGGACCAAGGGAUUCUCGGAUUAGUUCAAGACAUGUCAUUUUCUGCUAGCCUACCACAACUGCGGCGUAUCAACAUUUUUGAUGUGGAUAACUGGUUUGAAGAUGGGCAAUUCUUUGAGGUGUUGGAAAGGAUUUCUCGGGAUGUUGAGGUUUGGGUUAUUCGACGUGUUCCGCUGCUUUGGGACUUCUAA